GACAUUGUCUUCAUUUAUCAUCAAAUAGAUCGAAUAAAUUGGUGAAUUUGUUAAUUAAUUAUGUUUGAUUAAACCAGUCUUGUGGUAUUAUUGCGGUAACGACAACCAAACCGAGCAAGGAAAGCUGUGAGCUUAGUUCCAUUCAAUCUGUGUGACUUCUGAGUUCUGACGAUUAUUACCAAGUUUAAAAAUAACACGUAUAUUCAGUGAAUAAAAAAGAAAUAAUGCUAAUAACAAUGCACUAAAAAUCCCAUGCAUUUCUAACACAUAGAUGACCAUGACUUCCAUGGAAGAAGAUGGGGUGUCACCGGCGGAAGAGGUACCAGCUGGUAACCCUGAAGAACUGGCUAAAAAUCCUACAGCACUGAAAGAGGCUCAUGAACAAAUGGCAACUCUUGAUGUUCUGGUUUGUGGCCAGUGUCAUUCAGCGUUUCACUUCGUAGAAGAGUUCAAAGAACACAAAAGUGCAAACAAUUGUACUGGGAAAUCACCAGUACGGGAUAGUAAUGAAAGCAAAGCACAAGUGUGGGCAUUCCUCCUUUGGAAGUGUUCCUCAGUACGAGAUGGAUCCGUGAUAUCUUCCGAUAAUAGUUGGAAGCUGUACCAACAAUGGUGCCGUAUGGCAGAAUCGCAACGGACUGCUUGGAUUACUGCAGGAUCUAAUGUUCAGUCCUUAUCCAAGUUCUCUCAUGCUAAAGUGAUGGAAGUUAAGACUGAUGAUCAGCUUGUACCUGUCCAAACUCCUGUAUUACAAGAAACUAGGAGAAGAGGAAGGCCAAGAAAACAAGUUAAAAUUGAAGAUGAAACACAGCCCUCUGGUGAAGAAAGUGAUGGUAUGGCUAAACAGAAAGUGAUUAUCAACAAGACACCUCUUCAAAAUGUUAAAAAGGACCUGGACAAGGAGUCGGUCCGCAACGCGCAGGAGCGCGUGCCGCCCGAGGAGCGCAUCGCGCGGCGUACGGAGCGCGAGGGCGCCGACCCGGCCGAGGCGGGCGAGUACGUGGUGGAGAAGAUCCUCGCCAAGCGGUUCAACCCGCGCCGCAAGCAGUACGAGUACUUGCUCAAGUGGGAGGGAUAUCCGCAUGAGCAAAACACUUGGGAGCCGGUGGAGAACAUGGAGACGUGCAAACAUCUGCUGGAGGCGUUCGAGAAGCAGCUGGCGCGCCAGAAGGAGCUCAAGGCCUUGCGAGCGCAGCAGCAGCAGCAGCACCCGGUGCAGGUGAAACAAAUCAGCACACCUAUUCCACAAGUUGUGAAGCAAAUUAAGAAACCUGAGAGCCCAGCAUUGACGCCAACCGGACGCCUCCAACGCACUAGUAAAGUGCGCGCUCUAGAUCAAGUCAAGGCGUGGUGCGGCGCAGAGGACGAGCCAGCAGCCAAGAAAGUCAAGAAGGAAGUCUCUUCGGAAGAUGAGGACUACUCAGAUCCUGAAAUACCUAAGACCGAGAAGAAAAUGCUGAACGGUCAGUCGUCACCCAAGUCGGCGCUUGACCCUGAGCUGGUCAAGUCGCUCGGCCUCAGCGGGAAGGGGAUGCCGAACAUCAAGGGCGUCAUUAAAGUCGAUCCUAAGCACAUGCCGAAUCUCUCCACCGGGGUGUACAUAAUGUCCAAGAGCUCUGGAAUAAUGAAGAUUGACUCGCCAGGAAAAUUAGGCCCCGGAUUAAAUAUAGACCAAGAUGUGAUCAGGAAACAAAUUUUAGCCGCUAAACAGCAGAAGACUGAAGAAGUUAAGAAGUCGCCAGUUCGCACUCCAAACACGCCACAAAUGAGGAAAACUUACGGCUCGGCUGGACAGCAAGUCACUGAGAAGACAAUAAUCACGCCUUCGGGACAGAAGAUCAUUCAGCGCACAAUACAGAGACCCUCCGCCGUGAGCCAAACGUCGGCAGACAAGUCGCCUGUUACCAUAUUGAACAAGAAACUGCAAAGCCAGAGCGGCGACAGUUUACUCCGGCGCGGCGGCUCAGUGCGCGGUCGCGGGCGCGGCGGCUUCGCGUCCGUGUCCACGGCCGCCGGCAACAUCGUGCGCAUCCGCGACAAGACGCCGCAACAGCUGCUGGACUUCGACCAGUCGGACGCGUCGUCGGAGACGUCGGACGGCAUCGAGGACCCGUUCCCGCGGGACCUGGGCCCCAUCCCGCCCACGUCGCCCGAGCGGCCGCUGUCGCUGUGCCCGCUGACCGGCAAGCGCCUGGCGCGCGCCGAGGGCGAGCCCACGCCGCCGCCCACGCCCAGCCCGCCGCCCACGCCGCCGCCCGCGCCCACGCCGCCGCCGCACCAGGGCACCAUGCUCAUGAAGGUGGAGAUGUCACCGGGCGGCACCACCGGCAUGCUCGUGCAGGGUGACGGAGCGCAGCCGUCGUUGCCGGUGCUGACGGAUGACGAUGGACAGGAGGUAAAGGUGGAAGCGAGCACCGUGAAGCAAUUACUGGAGGAGGGCGGCGACGAGGGCGAGGAGGUGGGGCUGCUGCACGCCGCGCACCCGCCCAUCAUGAUCCGCGGCGAGGACGGCGUGCUCUACCAGGUUGCGGGUGAAAACGAGGCCGGCCAGACGCUGUUAGUGGCCGCGGAAGGCAUGGAAGGCGCGGUAGAGGGCGUCGAGGGCGCCGUGGAGGGCGAGGGCGACGGCGUCAUGUACGUCACCCGGGACGACGGACAGACGCUGCUGGUGGCGGCGGAGGGCGCAGAGGGCGCCGUGGAGGGCGAGGGCGACGGCGUCAUGUACGUCACGCGGGAGGACGGACAGGACGUGCUGGCCAUCGACCCGUCGCAGCUGGCGCAGCUCAUGCCGGGCGGCGCGGCGCCGGCGCUGCAGCAGGUGGCCGUGCAGGUGGAGGGCGAGCCGGGCGAGGACGCCACGCAGGUCAUCGCGCAGCUGCUGCAGGCCGACCUGCCCUCGCCGGGUACGAUACAAAUAGAGAUAUAG
This is a messenger RNA of Ostrinia nubilalis (European corn borer), 2926 nucleotides long. RefSeq lists its product as uncharacterized. The record is from RefSeq and is a predicted model, not a curated record. Gene Ontology annotation, biological process: negative regulation of transcription by RNA polymerase II; chromatin organization. Gene Ontology annotation, cellular component: pericentric heterochromatin. The coding region runs from base 272 to 2926 and encodes 884 amino acids. Gene Ontology annotation, molecular function: chromatin binding. NCBI's taxonomy places the organism in Eukaryota, Metazoa, Arthropoda, Insecta, Lepidoptera, Crambidae. The transcript has 20 exons.